AGGGUGAUGCCCACCAGUUUCUUCUUGUUGCUGCGUUUCUUCCUACGAGUGGACGGAGUGCUGAUCAGAAUAAACGACACACGACUGUAUCAUGAGGCCGGAGCGAGUUACAUGCUACGAGAGUUCAGCACGAGAGAAAGUAAAAUAGCAGACUUGAAGAAUGUUCCCGCUGCACUGUACACGGAUCCUAAUGAGAUCGCCCAGCACCUAACACUGAAGCUGACGGAUUGUGAGAAGCUGGAGCUGCCUGCGAUGUCGCCUCAGAGAGCUGUAAAUGACGUCCAGUGACCGCCAUACUAAUAUGUCACAUUGAUGUGUUGCAUGAUAACAAAUUGAAAUAGUAGUCUUAACCCACAUUCUUCCUGGUUACAUAACAAACAUCCCCUUCAAAUAUCUGUACAGGAAUAGUUUUUAUAUGUGCCACUAUGAUGGUCCUUAAACUCCUGCCACUUGUUUCAGUGUUCACAGUGCAGCGUGAUGCACUAUAAUAUCAAGGAACCUUUAAACCUAGUUAAAUACUUUGGUCCAGCUUCUGACUGUUCAUAUUUGAACUGGUUUUGUUUUAUGAUACAUUUUUUCACUGCCUUUGACAUGAAAAGGCUUGCUAGUGUAGCUGUCUCAUGCUUGUAAUAUCAGUAUAUCAAAAAUGUGUUUGUAAAAAAAGCGACACAAACAGCACUGUAUUUUCUGAAGUCAGUCAUGAAGAAUUUCUGUAAAUAUGUCUACUGUAUUUUCUACGGUGACUUAUAGAACUUAAACAAGUGUGUUCUCCAUUCGCAGUCCAACACCUUCAGGAUCUCUGUGAAUACGUCUCCCAUAUGGCCAAAUAUACAUUCGUCUGUGUACAAAUAUCUGGCUUGCUUUGCUGAUGCUGGAUUUUUGUUUUCUUUUUACAAUGUUUGUGAUGUUUGACCUGUCAAAAUGCAUUUCUACCAGUAAUCAUUAUUUUAAUGAAUCUCCACAUUCAAUGCAAAUAGAUUUCAUUGUUAUUUUGCUUUUGCAUUUGACCUGCGUUUAGUUUCACUUUAGAAUCAGAAUGGACCGUGAAGCAAAAUGAGCAAAUGUAGUGGUAUAAAAUGUUUUUAAUUUAAUGAGGAAUUGCUAAUAAAUACUAUAUAUGAAUAUAGGGUUAAUCAUCCAACAGGAUAAUUCAUUUGAGUGACAAAAAGACAGAAUAGGACGGGUUUUUUUUAAACACAAGAAAGAAAGAACUCGAGGGAGAGAUGAACUAACACAUUGCGGUUUUGGGUCUUUUCUAUGGGUCGGGACAAUAAAACAACUUCAGAACAAUGUCAACCAUGGUGCAUAACUCAAUAAAUUCCAUGUUUUGUGUGUAGAAAAAACAUGUUUGUGUUGUAUGUCCAUGUUUCUGUGAAUGAAGUUCUCAUAAAGUUCUGCAUUAAGGCUU
Molecule: messenger RNA, 1408 nt
Organism: Notothenia coriiceps (black rockcod)
Lineage: Eukaryota; Metazoa; Chordata; Actinopteri; Perciformes; Nototheniidae
Product: TIP41-like protein
Exons: 3
Coding region: 7-288 (93 amino acids)
Biological process (GO): TOR signaling
Cellular component (GO): cytosol
Source: RefSeq, a predicted model, not a curated record